Messenger RNA from Sebastes umbrosus (honeycomb rockfish), 1632 nucleotides. RefSeq names its product mitochondrial carnitine/acylcarnitine carrier protein. The transcript is spliced from 9 exons. The coding region runs from base 284 to 1192 and encodes 302 amino acids. Gene Ontology annotation, molecular function: O-acyl-L-carnitine transmembrane transporter activity. Gene Ontology annotation, cellular component: mitochondrial envelope. Gene Ontology annotation, biological process: carnitine transmembrane transport; mitochondrial transport. Lineage: Eukaryota; Metazoa; Chordata; Actinopteri; Perciformes; Sebastidae. The record is from RefSeq and is a predicted model, not a curated record.
GGAGCUGUAGAGCCACACACUCUGCAUGAGUCUGCAUGAGUAAACACAGUUUUACAGUAAUACUACCAGAUGAGUGCAGUCUUUAAGUAGUAUAACUUGUUUAGAGGAGAAGUAGCUCUCAGUCCUACUCAGCUCUCUCUGAAGGCAAAGUCCAACAGGACGUGGCAGCAGAAAGACAGCUGUAGAGGCAGACAGACAGACAGAGAGAGAGAGAGAGAGAGAGAGGGAGAGAGAGAGAGAGACAGGACAGCGGACUGUGUGGUUCGGCCAUGCGGAGGAGAGGAUGGGAGAAGAGGGAAGAGUUUCUAGAGUUUCUCCGCUCAAGAACUUCGUGGCUGGAGGAGUCGCUGGAGCCUGUCUGCUGCUGGCAGGACACCCACUGGACACCAUCAAGGUGAGGCUACAGACGCAGCCCAAAGCCUCCCGCGCUCAGUAUGUGCUCUACACAGGAACCUACGACUGCAUCCGCAAGACCGUAUCCAAAGAGGGUGUCCUCGGCCUCUAUAAAGGAAUGGGGGCUCCCAUGGCGGGCAUGGCUCCUAUGAUGGCCAUCAGUUUCUUUGGGUUCGGUCUGGGUAAACAGCUGCAGCAGACAGACCCUAACAAACCCCUAACGCACACUCAAAUAUUCCUGUCUGGCUGUCUGGCAGGGUCCUUCACUACAGUCAUUGUGGCUCCAGGAGAGAGGAUCAAAUGUUUACUGCAGGUGCAGGCUAGCGGUGGACAUUCAAGGUAUGCGGGUCCACUUGACUGUGCAGUCCGGCUCUAUAAGGAGCAGGGGAUCCGCAGUGUCUACAAAGGGACUGUGCUUACUCUCAUCAGAGACGUGCCUUCUAGUGGUCUAUACUUCCUCACAUACGAAUACCUCAAACACUUCCUGACUCCUGAGGGUCAAAGUGUUUCUCAGCUCAGCACUCCCAAAAUCCUCCUGGCUGGCGGCAUCGCAGGGAUAUUAAACUGGACGAUCGCUCUUCCUCCUGAUGUCCUCAAGUCCAAUUUCCAGACAGCUGCAGAUGGGAAGUACAGAGGUUUGGUGGACGUCUUGAGAACGCUGCUCAGAGAAGAAGGACCUAAAGCCCUCUAUAAAGGAUUCAACGCUGUCUUUCUACGAGCCUUCCCUGCCAACGCGGCCUGUUUUUUGGGGUUUGAGUUGGCAUUAAAGGGACUGAAUACCCUCGCUCCCAGCUGGUGAAAUCAUCGGUCUGGACCAGCCUCUCAUGGAAACAAAGCAGCACAAAGAGACACAUUUCAGGAUGCUAAAAUGCAAUGAAUUAUUGUAUUCUUAAAUGUUAUUUUUCAUUUAAUUUUACAAAUUACUUAUCCUUUGUAAUCGAUAUUUUACACUCACUUUUUGUGAGUAAUGGUACAACGGAAACGCACACUUAUGAAUGUAUGAUUUUGAGAUAUAGCAUAAUUAUGAAUAUAUUUUCUGGGAGGAUUUGAGCUUUUCUGUCACUUUUUCAACUAUUUGUGAUGUUUGUAAAAUGUCAGAUAGUAAAUUUAAUACCAUUCAGUUUAGAAUGGGUUUAAAUAUGUUUUUAAUCUAUGAGCUCUGCCAAAAAGUCUGUAUUAAUUUAUUUUGGGUGUUUGGGAGUUUUUUUAAGCUUUCUGAUUAAAGUGUUUGAAUAAUAA